AUGUCUAAAGAUCAUGAUGAAGAGAAGGCAACUGGGAGCGGAAUGUGUGGAAGCACGAAGCUCACAAAAUUGUAUGUGAGGUUGGAGAAGAUAAGCGAAGAUAUAAAUCGAAUGAGGAUAGCAUUUGAGGAGGGUUCAAUUUCGCUGGAUCCAUUACAAAUCCAAUGUCGUUUGGAAGUAUUGAACUCCUAUAUUGAAAAAGCAAUGGCCCUGCAGUCCGAGAUCGAUGUACUAGACCCAGAUAAUUCAGAUAGGGCGGCGUUGGAAGAAACGUGUGUGAUCACAAAGGCUCUGUACAUGUCGGCAGCGACCAACAGAUCCCCUCAACCAUACAUGAAUUCAGCACCCACACACCACCACUCCAAUUUUCCAAAAUUGAAGUUGCCGAAGUUCAGCGGCAAGCAUGCGGAUUACAAACAGUUUAUUAGUCUGUUUGAAAGUUUGGUAGAUUCCGACCCGUCGUUGUCCAAUAUAGAGAAGUUCAACCAUCUCAUAUCGUGCUUGUCCGAUGAAGCCUUGGGAACCGUUAAGGCGUUCCAAAUGUCCAAAGGCGUUAGAAAGUUUGAAGAGGGUGUACGACAACAAGUGCUUAAUAUUCUUUGA
Messenger RNA from Drosophila obscura, 603 nucleotides. RefSeq lists its product as uncharacterized. The record is from RefSeq and is a predicted model, not a curated record. The transcript has a single exon. Lineage: Eukaryota; Metazoa; Arthropoda; Insecta; Diptera; Drosophilidae. Bases 1 to 603 code for a protein of 200 amino acids.